Messenger RNA from Zingiber officinale, 902 nucleotides. RefSeq names its product ubiquitin-fold modifier-conjugating enzyme 1-like. The transcript has 2 exons. Bases 258 to 782 code for a protein of 174 amino acids. Gene Ontology annotation, molecular function: UFM1 conjugating enzyme activity. NCBI's taxonomy places the organism in Eukaryota, Viridiplantae, Streptophyta, Magnoliopsida, Zingiberales, Zingiberaceae. Gene Ontology annotation, biological process: protein K69-linked ufmylation. The record is from RefSeq and is a predicted model, not a curated record. Gene Ontology annotation, cellular component: cytoplasm.
UAUAACAUUAAAACUUAUACCUUAAUUCAGAGUAAAUUAAAGUAAUAAUAGCAUCAUCAAUAAAGAAUAAAAUAUGUCACUAAUUGUUUGGAUGCGUGAUGUAUCAAGCGGGUCGGAUCACACCUUGAUCCGCUAUGCUGCGUAAUAGUAACGCCCGCGGAAGCCGAAGAGGGGCAAAAGAGCCGCAAGGGUAGAGAUCUCCUCUUUUAGAGCACGACAGGCUGCGUGAAAUCGAAUCGAAGAGCGGAGGAGGUUCCAUGGAGGGGUGGGAUUCGAGCACGAAGUCGGCGCUGACGCAGAUCCCUCUCCUCUCGACGAGGGCGGGACCUCGAGACGGCGCGGCCUGGACGCAGCGGCUGAAGGAGGAGUAUCGCGCACUGAUCGCCUAUACCACCAUGAACAAGUCCCGGGACAAUGACUGGUUCCGUAUCUCCGCCGCCAAUCCCGAGGGCACGCGUUGGACUGGCACCUGUUGGUACGUCCACAACCUCCGACGCUACGAGUUUCAACUGCAGUUCGACAUCCCCGUCACUUAUCCCGCCACCGCCCCAGAGCUGGAGCUACCGCAGCUCGACGGAAAGACCCACAAGAUGUACCGAGGUGGCAAGAUCUGCCUCACCGUCCACUUCAAGCCACUCUGGGCCAAGAACUGCCCUAGGUUUGGAAUUGCUCACGCCCUUUGCCUGGGCCUCGCGCCUUGGCUCGCUGCUGAGGUGCCAAUUCUUGUCGACUCUGGCGUAGUCAAACACAAAGAUGACGAGCCUUCCUCAUCGGAAUCCUGAUGGUUUGUCUCUCAUGGCCAUUAAAGCUAAGCGUUAGAGCAAGUAUAAAUUUCUUAAACUGAUUUAUAAGUUUGCUUAAUGUUACAGUAACAAUUGAAUUUCAAUAGCUGUGUUGUUCCA